ACAAGGUUAUGACAAUGGGUCGAAUAUGAAAGGAAAACAUCAAGGUGUACAAAAGAGGUUUUUAGAUAUAAAUCCAAGAGCCUUUUAUACUCCUUGUGGUUGUCAUAGUCUCAAUUUGGUAUUGUGUGAUAUGACAAACUCUUGUCGCAAAGCUAAAGAAUUUUUUGGACUUGUUCAACGCAUUUAUACUAUUUUUGCCAAUUCUACCAAGAGAUGACAAAUUUUAAAAGAUAAUGUAAAAGGGUUGACUCCGAAAUCAUUGUCAUCCACUCGUUGGGAGAGUCAUAUAGAUAGUGUCAAAGCUAUAAGACUUCAAAUGUCAGAUUUUAGAGAAGCUUUACUUGAAGUGUCGGAAAAUGAUUCAGAUUCUAAAAUAGAAAGUGAAGCCAAAUCCUUAGCAACAAAUGAGCUUGGUGAUUUUAAGUUUUUAGUGGCGAUAGUUAUUUGGUAUGAAAUAUUAUUUGCAAUUAAUACGGUUAGCAAGCUCUUACAGUCAAGUGAUAUGCUUAUUGAUUUUGCUAUGGAAAAAAUAAAGGGGUUGAUUUCAUUUUUUGAGGAAUAUAGAGAAACUAGUUUUAAAAAUGCCUUGAAUUAUGCUACGGAAAUUGCUCUUGAAUUGAACAUUGAUCCAGUAUUUUCUCAAAAGCGUAAAAUUCAAAGAAAAAGACAAUUUGAUGAGAAUUUGAGUACCGCGUCAGUUGAGCUAUCUGAAGAGGAAUCUUUUAGGGUUAAUUAUUUUCUUUACCUUGUUGAUCAAGCUGUUGUAUCUCUUAAAACGAGAUUUGAGCAAUACCAACAAUAUGAAAAUGUUUUUGGUUUCUUGUUUAGUUCUCAAAAUUUACAAUUGUUGGAUGAUGCAACUUUGAACUCUUGUUGUAGUAAUUUAGAGGAAAGGUUGACACAUAAUGAGCAGUUUGAUGUUGUUGGGAAAGAACUAUGUGUGGAGUUAAGGUUACUAAGAAAUAUGUUGCCUGGAGGAAAGAUGAGGCCUAUUGAUAUAUUAAAUUUUUUGAAAGUUGCCUCUGCAGAAAGAAGCUUUUCAAAAUUGAAGUUGUUGAAGUCUUACUUGCGGUCUACCAUGUUACAAGAAAGACUUAACGGCUUAGCAUUGAUAGCAAUUGAGAAUAAUCUCUUGGAUGACAUACAAUAUGAAGACUUGAUUCAUGAAUUUGCUUCAAAAAAUGCAGCAAGAAUGAGUCGAUUUAAGUAGCGAGAAUUUUUUUUAAUAAGCAAAGUAACUAUAAUGUAUUUUGUUGUUAUUGUUAGACUAU
This is a messenger RNA of Trifolium pratense (red clover), 1271 nucleotides long. Its product is annotated as zinc finger MYM-type protein 1-like. Gene Ontology annotation, molecular function: protein dimerization activity. The coding region runs from base 317 to 1210 and encodes 297 amino acids. The record is from RefSeq and is a predicted model, not a curated record. NCBI's taxonomy places the organism in Eukaryota, Viridiplantae, Streptophyta, Magnoliopsida, Fabales, Fabaceae. The transcript has 2 exons.